Molecule: messenger RNA, 3196 nt
Organism: Pectinophora gossypiella (pink bollworm)
Lineage: Eukaryota; Metazoa; Arthropoda; Insecta; Lepidoptera; Gelechiidae
Product: E3 ubiquitin-protein ligase RNF34
Exons: 7
Coding region: 589-1914 (441 amino acids)
Biological process (GO): negative regulation of extrinsic apoptotic signaling pathway via death domain receptors; proteasome-mediated ubiquitin-dependent protein catabolic process; protein K48-linked ubiquitination
Cellular component (GO): cytoplasm; plasma membrane
Molecular function (GO): ubiquitin protein ligase activity
Source: RefSeq, a predicted model, not a curated record
GGAGGCGGGAACGGGACAGUUGCUUUCUUCAUUGAAUAAUCUAAAUAAUUAAUACGAAGUGGUGUUUUGUGGUUAAUGAUCGCAUUAAGUUAGUCGGAAGACAUUCGCGAGUGUUAUUAUAUUGGAGUAUUCAAUAAACAAAGUGUAUCUGCCUAUUUUCGCUUCGUGUCAGGAAGCCGCUUCAUAACUCAAAAGUUUAUGCGGACUUUUGAGUUAAUUCGUUUGGGGUUCGGAGUAGGAGUCUACUCCGAGGGUGGGGGCUUAGGUUUCAUCAUCAUCACCUUUCAUCAUUUCAUUAAUCAUCAAGAAAAAAAAUACGUCAGACAUGGCUGUAUGGGCAUAGUUCCCUUUGCCUUACCCUUCGGGGAAAACCAAACCAAAAAAAAAAAAAAAAAAAUGGCAGCUGUGUGAUGUUUUGGUUUAUACACUACAUAAUUCUUCCCAAAAAAUAUUAUCCAAUGCUGUGUAAUCUUAACAAAGGAAAAGCCAUAUUCUUGUUAAUAGUAUAAAUAAAUAGUGAACGCAAUGAGUGAAUAUGUAAUAUAAGAGUUCGAUGUGCUCGCAGGGUUCGGAAUAUGUUUUUCGUAGAUGAUAGCGGUCGGAGGUGGGUGUAAGAUGCCGUGCGAAAGCUGUGGUGUACAGUUCAGCGUGUUUCGGCGCAAGCGGGCCUGCUCGGAGUGUGAGCGGCUGUACUGCGCCGCGUGCCUGCGCCGCGGUGGCGGUAUGUGCGCGCCGUGCCGUGCGCUCUCCACCCGCCCGUUGGCGCGCCAGGCCAUCACGCACCUCAAGGCCCGCGACCUGCAGUGCUUCCUGCAGCGCCAGAAUGUAUCCACACGCGGCUGUGUCGAAAAAGACGAAUUGGUGUCGCUAUGCGUGUCGCACGUGAACAGCGCGGCGUACCGGCGGCGCGGCGCGCGCGGCGCGGGCGCGGGCGGCGCCUUCACGUCGCUCAAGGGCUUCACCAGCAACAUCAACGAGCUGCUCAACUCCGCCUUCGACCUGCGGCCCGCCGCGCAGCCGCAGCCGCCGCCCCCGCCCCCGCCCCGCGGUGGCAGCUGCUUCAACACGGCGCACGCGCACGCGCCCGCGCCACCGCCGCAGCCGCCGCGGCGCGAGCGUUUCACCAUUAACCCAGGAGGCGAGCCGGAGCUGGUGGUGCCGGUGCCGGGGGCGGGGGCGGCGGCGGGCGAGGGGGGCUUAGUGUCGCGCAGCGCGUCGGCGGGCAGCGCGCGCGUGGACAGCGCCGACUGCUUCGAGGUGGAGGACCUGGACGACGCCGGCUGGGAGUUCGUCAAGCGGCCCGCGGACCCGCUGCCCGGAGAUUCAGAAGUGCUGAUGACGGAGAACUCGGCAAGCCCGGGGCAAAGCCGCGCGAGCAGCCCGCCGAGCACGGGCGGGCCGCGGCCGCCGCCGGCGGGGCCGGGGGCGGAGGCCGAGGGGGGCACGCCCCGCCGCGCCGCGUCGGAGCUGGAGCUGCACCGCUCGGAGUCGGCGCACACGCCCGACUCCAGCAGCCUGCAGGACGAGCCGCUCAUGGACGACCCUGAGUGCAGCGCGGGCCCCGAGCCGGUGUCGCUGUCGCUGGUGUCGCGCGAGGCGGAGCUGGAGGCGCUGUCCGUGAAGCAGCUGAAGGAGCUGCUGGCGCGCAACCGCGUGGAGUACCGCGGCUGCCUGGAGCGGGCCGACCUGCUGGAGCGCGCGCGCACGCUCUACCGCGACCACCACAAGUAUAAAGACGACGUGGACAGCCUGCCGCUGGAGGAGUGCUGCAAGAUCUGCAUGGCGGCGCGGCUGGAGUGCGUGCUGCUGGAGUGCGGGCACAUCGCGGCGUGCACGCAGUGCGCCCGCCAGCUGGCCGAGUGCCCCAUCUGCCGGCGCUACGUGGUGCGCGCCGUGCGCUUCUUCCGCUCCUAGGGCGCGCGCGCACGCCAACUACGCCGACUGUUCGAUCUGCCUUCCACCAACUACACAUUGUUUAACCUAAUGCAGUUUUUUUAACGAAGAACUUGUCAACAAUCUUGAUAGAAAAUUUAGGAGUAAAUAUUACACUGCUCCGCGGCCCUCCCAGUGACCCUGCCGCCGCCCCUGACAGGGACACGCCAGAAGUACAUUGAUGGUGUUGAUGUGCAUACGGUCAUAUGUUUUCAUCGACGAACUCUACAUGGUCAUCUAAUGUUUAUUCGCUUUAGCAACCAUUUCAUGUUUUAUCCAUUAGGUGUUAAUUUACACGUACACCGCACAUUGUUCAUUCAUCACGCCGGUCAUUGUAAAUAAGUGUAUGAUUACAGUGGACACGCUCGUGUUGUGUCGUAGCGGCCACUGCGCGAACUGCGAGUACUGCAGCUCGUUACAUCUCGUACAAAGAUAAACAGCGAGUGAACAACACAAACAGUAACUCGUAGAACGCACAGUCAAAAAAGCACCAGACACAACACGUACACUUGGCUUGACACAGCGCGCACCGUGGCCGUAAUUAUCGUCGCUCACAGUUGGCGGCAGCAGGACAAGUCAUGGCGGCCGAGUCUUAAAUUUAUAGAUAUAUUUAGUAGUGCGCUAGACAACGGGCUGUGUAACAUUAAUGUUAUUUUUGUACGUGUAUUGUAAGCAAUGGUGCGUAUCGCAUCGAUUGAUAGUGCGCACACGCAAGUAUUGGUUACGCCUAUAUUGUUAUUACGCCUUUAUAGAUUUCGGUAGAUAUUGGUUUUAGUAUUUAGAUAUAUGGUAUACUUGUACAGAGCUAUGUCACAAAUGUGGGCCCAGCCCGAUGGUGCGACGCACCGCCUCCGUCUGCGGUCUCGAUAAUAUUCUAUAUUUAGGCUGAAUUUAAAAACUGAAAUCAUCAAUUGUCUUCGCAUAAAAUUCUAUAAAAUGCUGUUAUCUUAAAUGUUGUACAUAAAAUAGUCAUUCGUAUUUUUGUAUGUAAUCAUUAUUUUUAAUGGACUACCUGUAAUAAACGCCACUCGGCAUUCGAUUUAUCAAGUUAUACUAAAAAAUAAUGUACAUUUCAAUACUGUUCCAUUCCAAGCUAUAUACCUUCUGAUCAACAUAAUAUUGAAUCAAUGUAUUUAAUGUCUACUAGGGACUGUAACGGGAGGUACGCUCCGCUGCGCGCGCAGCAGCGGACGAAGAAAUGGUAAAAAUCGCAAUGCCAUGAGUGAUGUAAAUAAAUAUGACACCAAACUUGUUGUCAUUACAA